Messenger RNA from Triticum urartu, 2294 nucleotides. The record is from RefSeq and is a predicted model, not a curated record. Lineage: Eukaryota; Viridiplantae; Streptophyta; Magnoliopsida; Poales; Poaceae.
ACCAAGCAAGUGCACACGGACCAUCCCUCACUCUCCCUCCCCUCACCACCCCAGCAGCUACCUCUCAGCUCCCCGCUGUGCCCUCCUGUCAGUCCUACCACCUCCAGGCUCCAGCCAGCCAGCUACAAUUCCCAGCUCCUCGCCCUCCAACCCCGCUCCACCACCUCCCACAUGAUGCCAUCCCCGCAGAUAUACCCGCAGCAAUUCAGCUGUCCUCUCACGCCAACCUGACACACCCUCCCAUCCUUCCCGUUAGUUAGUUGCCGCUCGCCACCGCACCGCACCGCAAGGGCACUCGCCCGCCCUGCCCGCCCUCCUCACCUUGCUUCCGCAGAAAGAUCCAUUUGGUUGGACUGGCGGUGGUUCCCCUGCAGACUGCCUGCAGCGGUAAAGCCGCGCCCUUUUGUGUGUGCGCUUGCCUUGCCGCCGCGGCAUCCGUCCCGCCCCGCCCCGUGGAUAACUAGUGAUAGAUCUGGGAGGCGCAGAUCUGACUGACCGGCCGGUGUUCGUCCUCCUUCCCGUCGGUGAGUGUUUGUUGGCUAAGAAUUUGUUGGGGCCAUGGGGAAGAAGGGCAAGUGGCUGGGCGCCGUCAAGAAGGUGUUCAGCCCUGAGUCCAAGGAGAAGAAGGAGGAGAAACUGAGGAAGAAGUUGGCUGCAAGAGACCCCAGUCCACCAGAUCUAACACCUUCCACUUCCUUGGAAGUCAAUGUUUCGAUGCCGCCGCCGCCGCCGCCUCCCGCCGUUCCAUCCCCGCACCAAACUGAGGAGGUUCAGGUCCGUGAUGUUGAGCUGGAGCAGGAGCAGGAGCAGAGCAAGCAUGUGACCGUGGAGGCAGCCCCUGAUGCUCCUGCACAGACAUCGUCGGCAUUGCCACCUGGUGUAUCGAGGGAAGAGCUAGCAGCAAUCAAGAUCCAGACCGCCUUCAGGGGAUACCUUGUCAAUGUAAUAAUGCAGGCAAGGAGGGCACUACGAGCCUUGAGGGGCCUUGUUAGAUUGAAGUCAUUGGUCGAGGGUAAUUCGGUUAAGCGUCAAGCUGCAAGUACUCUGCGCUGUAUGCAGACUCUCGCACGGGUGCAGUCACAGAUACGUUCAAGAAGGCUGAAGAUGUCUGAGGAGAACCAAGCCCUCCAGCGCCAGCUCCUGCUGAAACAAGAAUUGGACAGUUUGAGGAUGGGGGAGCACUGGGACGACACCACUCAAUCCAAGGAGAAGAUCGAAGCAAGUCUAAUAAGCAGGCAAGAGGCUGCAAUAAGAAGAGAGAGAGCGCUCGCAUACGCGUUUUCCCAUCAGUGGAAGAGCAGUUCAAGGUCCUCCAACCCAAUGUUUGUAGACCCAAACAACCCACACUGGGGCUGGAGCUGGCUGGAGCGCUGGAUGGCAGCAAAGCCUUCUGAGGCCGGCCGCACUGGAACCGGCAAGGAAAGCAACAUUGACCAGGGAUCAGUGAAGAGCACGAGUUUGAACCUUGGAGAGGGCGAGAUCACUAAAGCCUUCAACCGUAGGGGCUCCAAGCCAGACAAGUCGUCACCGACGACUCCAAAGCUGACCCGCCCAGCCUCCCGGCUGUCCCCUUCCACACCCACUGCCAAAGUGACACCAAUAGUUGUGAAGAAGAAACCUGCUACACCGAAGAACGGGAUUUCACAGGUGGAUGACGAUGCAAGGAGCGUGCUCAGUGUGCAGUCCGAGCGACCAAGGCGGCACAGCAUAGCCACCUCAACAGUGCGGGAUGACGAGAGCCUCGCAAGCUCUCCAUCAGUCCCAAGCUACAUGGCUGCCACAAAAUCUGCUAGGGCCAAGUCCCGCCUCCAGGGGUCGCCACUGAUCGAUAGUGCAGAGACGACACCAGAGAAAGGAGGCUCUAUUAGCGUUGGGUCAGCCAAGAAGAGGCUGUCCUUCCCAGCUGGAGGGGUGCCCCCCUCGCCAAUGAGGCGGCAUUCUGGCCCUCCGAAGGUGGAGAGUGUGGUGAAGGACAUCGCUGUGACACCGCAGCCAGAGGCCCUGGCGAUCAGCGGUUGAGACAAACAAGCAACUCAUACAAGUGGAGACGGGACUAUGGAUUAUGCAGAUACACAUAUUUCACCCAUGAAAAAAAGGUCAAAGUUCUUCGAAUUGUUGCAUUGUUUUCAUCCAAUUAUUAUUGUGACUACAUUGUCGGCUUCAUUAGGGAAGACUCUCGGUGUCGUCUGUUGGUCCAUUCCAUUUGUUGCUUGUGUAAAACCAUAUGGGGUUUGCUGUUUGUAUGUACACAGGUCUUCUAUUUAUGCGAGCAAUAUAUUUCUUCCAUGCCUUUA